AUGGGAAAAAAAUCAUUAACAGAGCUGGAAGAAGAAGCCAUUGAAUCGACACCAUACUUAGGAAGUGAUGAAAGGGCGUCCAAUCUUAGAGCAGCUCAAAAUUUAGAAGAUAGUACGAAAAAAAUAAAACCUGAAAGCCAUCCAAAUGUUAAACCGUGGGUACAUUUUGUAGCAGGUGGGAUUGGUGGUAUGGCAGGUGCCGUUGUUACUUGUCCGUUUGAUUUAGUUAAGACGAGGUUACAAAGUGAUAUCUACCAAUCAGUGUAUAAAUCAAAAGCAGCUACGGUGACGGCAGCCCAUAACUCGAAGAUAGCCAAUUCACUUGUCCAAGCAGGUACUCAUUUUAAAGAAACAUUUGGGAUUUUAGGAAAUGUUUAUAAAAGAGAAGGUUUCAGAAGUCUUUUCAAAGGGUUAGGCCCCAAUCUGGUCGGUGUCAUCCCAGCCAGAAGUAUCAACUUUUUUACUUAUGGUACUACAAAAGAAAUAUAUUCCAAAGCCUUUAAUAAUGGGCAGGAGACACCAUUGAUCCAUCUAAUGUCAGCCGCGACUGCAGGUUGGGCCACCUCAACCGCGACAAACCCAAUUUGGAUGAUCAAAACAAGAGUACAGUUAGAUAAAGCAGGCACAACAAGAAAAUAUAAAAACUCAUGGGACUGUCUUAAGACAGUACUGAAAAGUGAAGGUAUAUAUGGACUGUAUAGAGGGUUGAGUGCAUCAUAUUUGGGUUCAAUUGAAGGUAUUCUUCAAUGGCUACUGUACGAACAAAUGAAACAUUUAAUAAAACAACGUUCCAUAGAGAAAUUUGGACAUGAGGGUCAAUUGACAAAGAGCAGAACUGAAAAGAUAAAAGAAUGGUGCCAGAGAUCGGGAAGUGCAGGUGUUGCUAAAUUCAUAGCAAGUAUCGUUACCUACCCUCAUGAAGUUGUUAGAACAAGACUAAGACAAAUGCCAAUGGAAAAUGGAAAACCAAAAUAUACUGGUUUAGUACAAAGUUUUAGAGUAAUAAUUAAAGAAGAAGGUCUAGCAUCAAUGUAUAGUGGGUUAACUCCACAUCUGAUGAGAACAGUUCCGAAUAGUAUUAUCAUGUUCGGUACUUGGGAACUUGUCAUUAGGCUUCUAUCCUAG
Molecule: messenger RNA, 1125 nt
Organism: Naumovozyma castellii
Lineage: Eukaryota; Fungi; Ascomycota; Saccharomycetes; Saccharomycetales; Saccharomycetaceae
Gene: RIM2
Product: Rim2p
Exons: 1
Coding region: 1-1125 (374 amino acids)
Source: RefSeq, a predicted model, not a curated record